Messenger RNA from Drosophila navojoa, 609 nucleotides. RefSeq lists its product as uncharacterized. The record is from RefSeq and is a predicted model, not a curated record. NCBI's taxonomy places the organism in Eukaryota, Metazoa, Arthropoda, Insecta, Diptera, Drosophilidae.
ACAAAAAGAGAGAGAUGUAGAGUGAGAGAGAGAAACAGAGAGAGAAGUACAAGUUGAAGAAAAUAAACAUUUCGAUGCAAAGCGAGAAUGGUGAGUGCAUUGAAUGGCUUUGGGCUGGCCAUCGGCUGCAUGGACAUCAUAGGAGCUUUGUUCUUUGAGCUGAUGAUUAUUUUCAUGAUGCGCCAGAGCAACGCCAGAAAGGCAAACAGGCCAACAGCCAGUGAGCUGGAGCAGUCGACGCAUGCGACAAGGCUUUACAGCAACAACGUAAGUCCAUGGAUGCUGGGGACUUACCUGCUCCUAUUGAAUGUGUGGAUAGUUGUGUCAAUGCUGAUGCUCGCCGGGAUCUUAUUGCACAAGCCACAGCUGUUGUUGUUCUGGCUUAUCUGGUGUGCGGGAGGGCUGCUAUUCGACUUUGUGUUUGUGGUUCUAUGGAUCCUAGAGCUGCUGGCGGGCGAUGCCAUUGAAGCGCUAACCAACAUCCUGUUGUCAUUGCUGACUAUGGGCAAGUUAUGCAUCCACAACUACGAUCUACGGUCUAAUAUAUUUUCCGAUCUCCUCAGCUGUCGAACUCGCCUUUAUAUUUAUUGUAUACCACAUUUAUUUUAA